Messenger RNA from Ceraceosorus guamensis, 2122 nucleotides. RefSeq names its product amidase signature enzyme. The record is from RefSeq and is a predicted model, not a curated record. The coding region runs from base 142 to 2046 and encodes 634 amino acids. Lineage: Eukaryota; Fungi; Basidiomycota; Exobasidiomycetes; Ceraceosorales; Ceraceosoraceae. The transcript has 8 exons.
CGAUUGUUGACUUGACUCACGUAACCCGACUACUUGCCGAAGUGGCCCCAUCUUUCCGUUUUCGUCUUUGGACCUUUGGGAAGCUUAUACCUAUCUGUGCAUUGCACUACACGAUCUCUCGCGUCGCCUUCGAAACGCAAGAUGUGGCCAUUCACGAGCUCUAACAGCCUGCUGAUCGCAUCGCACAUUCAAGCUAGAGAUGCUUUGAUAGCGUCGGCGCAGGACAAGCUCGGUCUGCAUCCCUCACCGUCCGAGGCAGCUCUCGAAGCCGAGAUCCUGUCCUCAGACAUAGAAACAAUCACUUCUGGUAUUCUUGACAAGAAAUGGACCUCUACUCGCGUAUUGGAGGCUUACAUUCGAAGCUCCAUCAGGGCUCAAGAGAGGUGCAGACCUCUUACCGAGAUCUACUACGAGCAAGCACUGAAGAGAGCAGCAUGGCUGGAUGCAGAGUUCCAGAAGACUGGGAAGCUUGUAGGGCCCCUUCAUGGUGUACCUCUGUCGGUGAAGGAGCAGUAUGCUCUCCGAGGCACACACUUGACGGUCGGCUUCAGCUCCUGGAUCAAAAGCGGACCUACCGAUCACACCGCGGGCAUUGUACGCUUGGGAGAACAUCUUGGAGCAAUUCCUUUCGUCAAGACCAACGUGCCGCAGACCAUGAUCGCUAUCGACUCUCGUAAUCCUUUGUUUGGACAAACUUCCAAUCCUUGGAACCCACACAACAUUUGUGGCGGCUCUUCUGGAGGAGAAGCGGCGCUGCUCGGUGCCGAUGGGAGUGCGGCAGGACUGGGAAGCGAUAUAGGAGGCUCACUGCGCGUGCCAACCGGUUUCUGUGGCAUAUAUGCGCUCAAGGCGUCUGGGGGACGAUACCCGUUGCACGGAGGUCCUGCUAUCAAUCCUGGCUUCCACGCCAUCCAUGUAGUCGCCGGACCAAUGGCAAGAAGCGCCAAGGACCUUGAAGUGCUACACAGAGCGUACAUGGAAGCGCUACAUCCAUCUGAUCUGUCAACGAUAGGAGACUUGAGCAUCAGGCAGCACCAGAAGAGGUUUGGUGCGGAAGCGAUGCCCCAUCUGCCUCUGCACGCGAAGUGGCUGGAUGACCCGCUCGGAGCAGCCAAGGCAAGGAACGGCGGGAAGGGAAAGUUGAGGAUCGGAUACUACGUAUGCGACGGCUUCAACCGAACGUCUCCCGCGUGUAUCCGAGGGGUCUUGGAAGCCGUCUCGGCUCUUCAAACAGCCCAUGGCAACGAUGUGGAGCUCGUGGAGAUUCCACACACAGAUUUGCAAAUCGUAAAAAGCAUCAGGAUUUUCAAUGGCUUGGUUUCCAGUGAUGCAUUCGCCAACUUCAGGAAGCAUAUCGGAACGGACAGAACGGACAGCGCUUUGUUCGUCAUGUUCCUCGUGGCUAGAGUUCCAACCUUUUUGAAGGUGCUGCUGCUGUCCUUCGUCCGCUUUUUCUUGAAAGACCCCUCAUUCGCUGCUGCAGGUGGAACCGCUGGCCGCAAGACAGCUGGGCAGUACACAAGUACGGAGGGUGAAAAGGAUGACUUUAUCGAGGCUUGGGAGGAGCGCGUCUGGGAGGGCUACACGCUUGAUGGUAUCAUUGCACCUGUGUUCCCUCUGCCCGCACCAGUGCUGCACGGCACGGACGAGAUCAGCAUCUGCGCCAGCUCCACAUUCCUCUACAACGUCCUCGAUACCUCGGUAGCUAUCGUACCCGUAACAAGGGUCGAUGCGAAGGUAGACCGCGCGACGUACAAAGAUCCCAGCCCCCUUUGGGGUCCUAAAGCGCACUCGGACAUCGCGAGAGCAGCGUUCAAAUCCACGAGCGGCGUGUUAUCUUGGAGAAUUUACUCCGGGAAGAAGGCUUUGUACAACGCAGAGCAGAGCCACGGACUUCCUGUAGCCGUACAAGUCAUCACGCGCCCGCGCGAAGACGAGAAGGCGUUGGGUCUCAUGCGAUUGGUGGACAGCGCUCUGCCUCCGAUGCAUGAGCGGGGCUUUGGUCCUGGAGCCUAUACUCGUUGGGCGCAAAAGAAGAACAUUUGAGAGAGAGGGGGAGGACAAGUGAUUGGAAAGGUCUGCAAUUCUGCAGAGCAACGCAAUGUGAAUCAAUCUGCGUGAG